Molecule: messenger RNA, 4725 nt
Organism: Suillus clintonianus
Lineage: Eukaryota; Fungi; Basidiomycota; Agaricomycetes; Boletales; Suillaceae
Product: CHAT domain-containing protein
Exons: 13
Coding region: 1-4725 (1574 amino acids)
Molecular function (GO): protein binding
Source: RefSeq, a predicted model, not a curated record
AUGUCCGGUACCUUAGAAAGCCAGUCUAUCAGACUUGAAGUUAUCAGCGCAAAAAAUCUCAAAUUCCCUUCUGACCGCAUUCCCGCUGGCAUUUACAUAUCCAUCGAUGUCCACUCGAGGAGACGCUGGAAAUCAGCCAUCGGAGUCUUAUUAUCCGACAAAUCUGUAGCGUGGGGUGAUACUGUAACCCUAUCAUCACAGGUGUCAUCUGCAUUAUCAAUCCAGAUCAGGGUGUCCUAUGAGCUCGAUCGAAUGCUAGGCAAUGGCGAAGUCAUUGGAAAACUCGAAACAUCGGGGGAUGAGUUGCUUGAUCAUGGAGAUGAGCCAUUUGAACUGUCCUUUCCACCCGUUUGUGGUGUUCGCCCUUCCCUCGCGCUGAAGGUUGCUGUUGUACAUGCUUUCGACAACCUGGACGGUGCACUGUUUGAUGUCCUUGUAGACUGCGAGAUUGCUCGAGACACGGAUGCGGGCCACGCACGAUUCGCCAUAUACAUGACACGCAAGGGGGUCUCUCACCUGAACAAUGCUGUAACGCACUUUCAGUUGGUUCUGGCCUGCUGUCCGGUCGGCCAUCCAGACCACGCAGCAGCUCUCACCAACCUUGCGUGGGCCCGCCUUGAAGGUUAUAUUCGACAGCACCCCCAAGACAUCGACAACAUCACUUCCCUCUUCCGCGAAGCCCUUGCAUUGCGUCCGCAGGGCCACCCCGAUUGCGCAUUAUCCCUAUAUGGUCUCAUUCAAGCAUUGACCUGGCGCUACAGCAGGGAGCGCACUGCCGACUACAUUCACGAAUCGGCGCAGCUGUGCUGCAAGCUACUGCCCCUCUGUCCAGAGGGCACCUACCUUCGUAGCAUUUGCGUAGACAGCGAGGUCGAUUAUGUGAUCCCGGAAUGCAACGAUCUUCCAACUGAUGCAUCCAAUGAAGGCAUCCGCCUUCGACGAAACGUGCUCGAACUCUGUCCUCCGGGCCAUCAACACCGUCCCCGCGCCCUUGACGAGCUUGCACGGGCAGUUGACGCACGCUUCGACCAGCAUGGCAGCAUUGAUGAUCUAGAAGAGAGCAUACAACUUGGUCGUGAAGCUGUUUCUCUGUGCCCCGAGGAACAUUCCAGCCGUGAUACCUACCUGAAUAACUUGGCAUUCUCACUCAAGUCCCGCUUUAAUCACCAAGGCACAUUUCAUGACCUCGAUGAGGCCAUCACUUUGUACGAAGAAGCGCUGCGACUAUGCCCUGUUGGACACGAAUCUCGUGAUUUCUCAUUGGACAACCUAGGGCUUGCCCUCCGCAGCCGUUUCAUCGAACGCGAUGACAUUGAUGACAUCUCCCGAGCUAUCAGCCUCCAUCGCGAGGCAUUGACGUUGCGCCCAUCUGGGAAUUCAAGUCGUGAGACCACGCUUAACAACCUUGCCCUCGCGCUUCAAAACAGAUUUGAAAGAUUACAUGUCAGCGAGGAAUCUGCUGAAGAUCUUAACGAGGCCAUUUAUCUGUAUCGUGAAUCUCUUCGGCUAGAGGGGCACGAUGAUCCCGAGCGCUAUAAAACUCUUCACAAUUUGAGCUCGGCGCUCUGCGAUCGUUUCACGCGAACUCAGAAGAAUGAAGAUGUCAAGGAGGCGAUUGAUCUCUGUAAAGAAUCAUUGUUGGCAUUGCCUUCAUUGCACCCGGAUAGAUACUACAGCUAUAUGCGGCUGCAGGAGGCUUAUUUGUCUCGUUACCGAGUGCACAACAACCCUGUUGAUUUGUCACUUGCAGUGGAGAACUUCAGACUGGCAUCAGGACAUCCUACUCAUGGAUUUCCACAACGCAUUCAAAUCGCCUUGAACUGGGUUGAUGGUGCUGAGAGUCAUCAACACGACUCUGCCCUCGAAGCGUAUCAGAUAUGCUUGGAGCUUUUCGACAACCAUGUGAUGACGCGAUCGUCGAUUAUCUCACGGCGCGAAGCUGCAACCGCUUUUUACGGUGUACAGUCACUGCCAGUAGAUGCAGCAUCAUGUGCCAUUCGUUCUAAUGAUCUGCAACGAGCGGUUGAACUCGUAGAGCAGGGCCGCGGCCAGCAAUGGUCGCUGGCCUCUCGCCUGAGAAGUCCACUCGAACACCUCGAGUCCACGAAUCCAAUCCUAGCUCACAAGUUCUCGGAGCUGAGCAAGUGUCUGUCUGACGCUCAAGGUUCCACGGGCAGCACAGACCGAGCUGCUGCUGAUCACGCAGCAAUCAAGUACAGGAAACUGACGAAUCAGUGGGACGCUGUGGUAACUCAAAUCCGUGGUAUUCAAGCUUUCUCGCGAUUCCUGCUCCCGCCAUCGUAUGCAGAAUUGCAAGUGGCAGCGUGCCAUGGCCCAGUCAUCAUCCUCAUCGCGAGCGAAUACUCAUGCAGCGCCAUCAUUGUCCCGACAUCAGGGGAGCCCCACCAUGUUGCCUUCCCACGCAUAACUCUCGCAGAUCUGGAGCAGCUCAAGGACGAUUUUGCUACGACAAUCCGGCACACGGCUCGUAUGCACCCAAGGAAGCCGAGGGAGAAGUUGCAAAGACGCUUGCGAGUAGUAUGGGACGAGAUCAUGCUACCCAUCGUAAACGUCCUCCAGGAUGACCUGAAAUUGCAGCGUCAGUCUCGAAUAUGGCUUUGUCCGACGGCAGCCUUCACGUCCAUUCCUCUCCAUGCAGCUAACCCGUUUCGGUCCAAGGCAGACCGCUCAGGGCCAGAGGCAUGCCUGGAGGAUAUAUUCAUCUGUUCUUACACGCCAACGCUUUCGGCUCUGAUCAGGUCUAGACAAAAGAUGGAGACUUGCGUCACUCAGACCUUCGUAGCGAUCGGACAAGGUGAACCUGGCGCAGGGCAAGGCGAGGUGCUCCCCGCUGUCAACAUCGAGCUUGAGCUCGUUCAUGAACUCAUUCCUCCCAACGUCAAAUUCACCAAUCUUUCAAAAGAUGAAGCCACUCAAGCAGGUGCACUCGAUGCUUUGCGUCAUAACACCUGGGUGCACCUCGCUUGUCACGGGAAGCAAGACCUUGAGCAGCCUUAUAAUUCAAGUUUCGCCAUGAGAGACAAACCCCUUACGCUACUCGACAUCAUGGAGAACAAUUGUCCGCAAGCCGAAUUUGCGUUCUUGUCGGCGUGUCAUACCGCUGUCGGCGAUGAGGUGACACCUGAAGAAGCCAUUCAUCUCGCAGCUGGACUCCAGUUUUCCGGUUUCAAGAGCGUUGUAGGGACACUGUGGGGGGUCAAUGACGCUCUCGCAAAACAUUUUGUGGAAGCUUUCUACGAGAAGAUGUUCGAGGAUAUGGAGGAUGGUGUCAUGGACUGCACGAAUGCGGCGCAUGCAGUCAACUAUGCUAGAAACUCCGUGAAGACGAAGGUACCGCUCGAGCAGAGAAUCGUUUUCGUUCACAUUGCUUCAAAGACGCUCUUUAUAACCCCUCCUCAUGAUUGCAGCUCAACGUGCAUUACACAAAAUGAAAAGGGGUACCCCGACGCAUCUCGUUUUAUACCAGAGAGGUUCAUAGACGUCGACGGUGCAUUGACCCGGAUGAUGACCCCGCACAAUGCGUUUUCGGCCUUGGCCGGCGUGUGUGUCCAGUCUGUUUACAGUUACCGUGAUAUAUCUCCCGGUAUCAACACCAUGCCAAAGAAGGAUACUGCACCUGCCAUCCCGGAUGUUCAUUGGUCCGAAGACAUGACGUGGAGCUUACUAUCGGAGGUUGAAAAGGACGAUAACAGGCUGGUGUUGCUUGGCAAGCGGGAAAAGAAGGAGAAUACAUCCGGGGAUAGCAAGAUCACAGUAUUUCAACGGAUCGGAGCUGUUGUCUUACCCGAGAGCUACAAGCUCAAUCCGACGGCAACAGGCAAAGCUGUCAAACGGAAAUAUGACCACUUAACGCGGAAAUAUCGGCAACAUGGAAAACGUCUCAGAACCACUGGCGAGGGGAUUCGCGGCUCUGAUGUGGAAGAUAACCCCUCCGAAAAUGAGUUCUUCGACUGUUACGUCCCUGCGGGUGGACCUGAUUCAAUGACUACCACCAAGACGAAGAGCAUCUGGGGUAUGAUUUCUGAUGAAAUUGUCGCCAAAUUUCCAUUCUUCCCUGUUUUACACCGAAUUCUUUCAUCUCGUCCAAACAUCACUCCGAUUGCCGUGACUACAGGUGUUGGGCCACACGGCAAAAAAACUCUUCACUUUCAGCCUCCGAGCGAUAACGAGGACGAUGAUAUUCCCCCGUUCACGCCAUCUCAGCACAUGCAGAUGCAGUCACUGCACGAUAUCCUGACAGCAGCAGUUCCCCGUCGUGAGCUGUCUCCAUCCUUUGAGUUCUCGCAAGACCCCUUUGUUCUCGAUACCUCAAACGACGAUAUACGAUACGAUGAUGGCGAGAAGGAGAAUGCUCCUCCACUAUCUCAAGUUACACCAGCAAGACGUCCUCCGAAACCCUCAUCAAUGUCCCAGGAUAUUCUUGAGAGGGCGAAGCAGCGCAUUGCUAAGGUUCCAAAGAAGCGAGGCAUGGAGGAAGUGUUGCUCGAGUUGCAAACGAAAAACAUGGAUGCUAUCAAUGCUCGUGCUGAUGCAGAGAUGAGGCUCAAGAGCCGUGACCUCCUUCUCCGAGAAUUUACUGCUGGUAUCUGGACAGUUGAGCAGUAUCGAGAGAGGCUUGAGGAGUUGGAGCAUGAUCCUGCUAAUCCCCGACUUCCAAAGCGUGCUCGUGCUCGCUACUCUCCUGACUGGGAUGAAAUCGAGUAG